AUGAUUAUAUUCCGUGGAAAAGUGAAGCAAAAGUAUGCACUCAAAUACCUUCAACUCUUGGAGCAGAAAGGGUCUCUGAUGUACGCUAAUCGUAACGCUGUUGCGACCGAUUUGCAACGGUAUAUCUGGUGCAUGGAUGCGAGCUCCAAAAGAAAAAAUUGCACCCUGUCGAAAACCGUAACCAUGUCUUGGGACGAUGAUGACUUUGAUGUGCCAGCCACCAAAACCGCUGGUGUCUCAUGGGAAGAUGAAGAUAACGACGAUCCUCUUUUAGAAUCUUGGGAUAUAGACGAAGAAGAAGUUGCACGAAAGAAGAAGGAAGAAGAAGCGAAGAAGAAAGCUGAAAAGGAGGCAUUAAAACAGAAGCAGCAAGAAGCCAAGAACAAGAAAUUGUCUCAAAAGUCUGGCGAGAGAAAACUUCUCGACAUUGACCUUAUUGAUGAGGAAACUAGACAAGAAUUAUUGAGAAAGGCACAAGUCACCUCUGAUUUGAACAACGCCGCUGACCUCUUCGGGGGCCUUGGAGUGGCCAACGAUGAUGACUUCGAUGUCAACGAGCAUCCACGGGAGAGAGCGGCAAAGUUGGCUGCUGCGAAACAAGCGGCUAAGCCAGCAGCACCUAGACUUACCAGAGAUAGCCCAUUAGAGAUGCAUCCCUUGUUCCAACCUACAGACAAGGCCGAGUACGAGAAGCUUAGAAAGGCACUUGCCACGUCCCUCCAGCAGCUUGCGGAGGACUCGCCUCUCAAUUACUCGUCUGCAUUGGGUAUAGAUCUUAUCAGAGAUGCUGCCCAGCCUUUAUCUCUUGAGAAUGUCAGAAAGGUGAUUUCAACUUUGAACGUCAUUGUCAAGGAUAAGGAAAGAGCAGAAAGGCAGGCACGGUUGAAGAAGGCCGGUGGUACAGCCACUGGUGGUGCAGGAAAGAAGAAGGCCAAACCUGCUGUGAAGACGAACGUCAGCGAUAUGUACAAGAAAGAUGCCGGAGACGACUUUGAUGACUUCGAUGACGACGAUUUUAUGUAG
This is a messenger RNA of Meyerozyma guilliermondii ATCC 6260, 1023 nucleotides long. RefSeq names its product translation initiation factor eIF3 subunit j (gene HCR1). Gene Ontology annotation, molecular function: translation initiation factor activity. Gene Ontology annotation, cellular component: cytoplasm; eukaryotic translation initiation factor 3 complex. The transcript has a single exon. Bases 1 to 1023 code for a protein of 340 amino acids. The record is from RefSeq and is a predicted model, not a curated record. Lineage: Eukaryota; Fungi; Ascomycota; Pichiomycetes; Serinales; Debaryomycetaceae.